Hibiscus syriacus is the source of this 1223-nucleotide messenger RNA. RefSeq lists its product as uncharacterized. The coding region runs from base 200 to 1141 and encodes 313 amino acids. The transcript is spliced from 3 exons. The record is from RefSeq and is a predicted model, not a curated record. NCBI's taxonomy places the organism in Eukaryota, Viridiplantae, Streptophyta, Magnoliopsida, Malvales, Malvaceae. Gene Ontology annotation, cellular component: chloroplast envelope.
GCGCAGUCUGAGUUAAUCUGAACUUUCCCAAGCUAACGUGCGCAGAUAAGCCCUACUCGCUCGAAGGCAUUGAAUUCAUCGCCAUCUCCCCCUUCUCACCAAGAACAAACGAACAUAAAAGGCAAUAGAAGAACCCCAACAAUGUCUUCCCUUUCAAUUCAAAUCCAUCCAAAACCCUAACACAAACCAGGAACGAACAAUGUCAAUCGUGUUUCAAAACCUCUUAUCCCCUCCGCCUCCUCGUUUAAACACUUAUCUCAAAAACCCUUAUUCAUUCCCUCCAAUCACCUCCCGCCAUCUAAGCUUCCCCAUCUCGGAUUCCGGUGUUUUACAAUCCCAGAUCCGAAACUUUCUCAAUUUCAACUCCCGCCGUCCAUCUUUCAAUUCCUUUCCCAAAGCCUACGAUCCAGAUUCUUCAAUUGCCACCUCACCAGAACAAAACCCCAAUUUUAAUGCUAUCGAUUUAGAUUCUUGUCUGUCUGCCGCUGAACUUUUCUGCAUUUGUUCUUCGGCCGUUGUUUCCGUUGUUUAUGCCGUUUCGGACUGGAAAGGUGUCGUUUUGGGUGGGAUUUGGAGAAGUAUCAUCGUAUGGAGAGUUUUAGGAUUGGUUGGUGGGAUUGCCAUUGGGGCGUGGAUUAGGAGGCGUCAGUGGCGGAGGAUUUGUGUAGAAACGGCCAACGCUGGUGGAAAAGGACUGAAUUUGGUCGGUAGGGUUGAGAAGUUGGAGGAGGAUUUAAAAAGUUCCGUUACGAUUAUCCGUGUUUUGUCUAGGCAACUUGAGAAGUUGGGAGUUCGAUUUCGGGUAACAAGGAAAGCUUUGAAACAACCUAUUGAAGAGACUGCAGCCUUGGCUCAAAAGAAUUCUGAGGCUACUAGAGCAUUAGCAGCUCAAGAAGAUAUCCUGGAAAAGGAGCUUAAGGAAAUUCAGAAAGUUUUGCUGGCAAUGCAGGAGCAACAGCAAAAACAACUUGAGUUAAUCCUUGCAAUUGCAAAGUCAGGCAAGUUGUUCGAAGACAAGUGGGGACCUAGUCAAGGGAAAGAUACAGUUGAAGCGUGUAAAUCAACCGAGACAAAACAAAUGGAAGUCCAUCAGAGUCAACCUUUAGGUACAGCCAGGGGAUCUAGCAAUGACAAAUCGUAAGAAUUCAAAGCGGCCGAUGUAAUUGGUGUAAGUUCAACAGUGUAAUGUCAGUUUGUCUGAUCCUUCGGCAUACAAGACUCUG